Sphaerodactylus townsendi is the source of this 1399-nucleotide messenger RNA. Its product is annotated as monocarboxylate transporter 11-like. Gene Ontology annotation, biological process: monocarboxylic acid transport; transmembrane transport. Lineage: Eukaryota; Metazoa; Chordata; Lepidosauria; Squamata; Sphaerodactylidae. Gene Ontology annotation, molecular function: monocarboxylic acid transmembrane transporter activity. The record is from RefSeq and is a predicted model, not a curated record. The transcript has 5 exons. The coding region runs from base 92 to 1399 and encodes 435 amino acids.
CUCUUCCCUGGCGUCAGAGAAAUCCCUCCAGCGGCAUCCCCAAAGGCUCACAUUGUUGAAGGGGCAGCUUGUCCCAGCGCCCCACCUGGUGAUGUCAUUACCUCCGGAUGAGCUCCCUCCCGACGGCGGCUGGGGCUGGCUGGUGGUCGUGUCCGGCUUCCUGGCAAAUUCCCUCACCUACGGUGUCCUGCGCUGCCUCGGCAUCCUCUUCGAAGACCUGGUGGAAGCCUUCGAUGCCAGCGCCUCUCAGGUUUCCUGGGUCACAGCCCUGGCCCUGGCCACACAGCAGUUUGCCAGUCCCCUUGGAACAGCGGCCAGCAAGCGCUACGGAGCCCGGCCAGUGGUGGUGUCUGGCGGCUUGCUCUCCUGCCUGGGCCUCCUCUGGGCCUCCUUCAGCACAAGCCUGCUGCAGUUAUACCUCACCUUGGGGUUUCUGACAGGUCUCGGCUGGGCCUUGGCCUUCGCCCCCGUGAUGGGCACCCUCGCCCGCUACUUCUCCUCCCGGCGCUCCGUGGCCAUGGGCCUCGCCCUGACAGGCAACGGGCUCUCCUCCUUCGUCCUUUCCCCACUCCUGCGCCUUCUGGCCGAGUCCCUCGCCUGGCGGGGGGCCUUGCUGGUGACCUCUGCUCUGACCCUCCACCUGGUGGUCUGCGGGGCCCUCCUGCGCCCCCUGGUCUUGCAGGGGGACCGGCUGGAGUCGGGGUCCUUUUUUGACUGGGUUCUGUUCACCCAGCGAGGGUUUGUGGCCUUUUCUUUGGGCACCGCCCUGCUGGCAGCCGGAUAUUUCACCCCUUACGUGCACCUGGAGCCUUACGGGCGGGCGCUGGGCCUAGACCCCUACAAAGCUGCCAUGCUGGUGUCCGUUGCCGCUCUGUCUGAUGCCCUGGCCCGCCUGCUGGCGGGUUGCUUCGCGGACCGUCGCCUCAUCCGGCCGGCUCGUCUCCUGGUGUUGCUGAACUCCCUCACCGGCUGCAGCCUCCUCCUCCUCCCUCUCGCCUCCUCCUACGUGGACUCGCUGCUCCUGGCUCUGCUGUACGGCGUCAGCGCGGGGAGUUUCGCCACCGUGGCCUUCGGAGUCUUGCCGGAGUUAGUUGGUGUCACCCGUGUCGUGAACGCCACUGGACUCUGCCUGAUGAUGAUGAGUGUCGGGGGGUUGCUGGGACCCCCCCUGUCUGGCUUCCUGCGGGACCUGACGGGCGCCUUCACACUCUCGUUCCUGGUAGGCGGAGCCUUCGUCCUCGCGGCCAGCCUCGUCUUCCUGGGCCUCCCAUCGUUCUUUGCUGGCUGCAGGGCCUGCGGUGGCCCUGGGGACUCUCCCAGGGCCCGAGGGGCACCCCACGCCCUGCUGGCACCUCCCGCGGCAUCCGUUCCUCUCACCAGCAAAUGCUCCGAGAUAUGA